Penicillium pulvis is the source of this 498-nucleotide messenger RNA. RefSeq lists its product as uncharacterized. The transcript has a single exon. The record is from RefSeq and is a predicted model, not a curated record. The coding region runs from base 1 to 498 and encodes 165 amino acids. Lineage: Eukaryota; Fungi; Ascomycota; Eurotiomycetes; Eurotiales; Aspergillaceae.
AUGGCAUCUUCCGAUCCCCGCCUCCAGAUCCGAACACAACACUGCGCAUUCUGCAAUCAUCUUCUGCUCGCGACAACACGAGAUAUAUCAACCCUCCCCCGUCGCGGCGGCGAAGCAAAGGAUAAAGCGAUAAUUGUCCCACUGGAAGACCGGACGAAUGAAGAGGACUUAGAGAUGAGCGAAGCGCAAGGCGCAAGGACGAAACAUGCGACUCUGCUUCUUUCUACUACUAUACCUGAUCGACGAGCUACACUUAUCAGACGCGAAGAUGGGAUUGAGAAGAGGAUUCUUCUGCGGUGUGGACGGUGUAAGGUUGUGAUGGGGUAUUAUCUCGAUGGUGUGCAUUAUGGAGAGAAGACACAGAUUGUUGAUGGUGAUGAGAAUGUCGAAGAGAAGAGGCGGGCUGUUUAUAUUCUUCCCGGGGCUAUUGUUGAGACGGACAAAAUGGGAGGGAAUAGCGAUGACGCAGAGUGGAGAGGAUGGAAUAACGAAGCCUAG